Molecule: messenger RNA, 3081 nt
Organism: Saccostrea cuccullata (small rock oyster)
Lineage: Eukaryota; Metazoa; Mollusca; Bivalvia; Ostreida; Ostreidae
Product: nuclear protein MDM1-like
Exons: 20
Coding region: 104-2770 (888 amino acids)
Biological process (GO): negative regulation of centriole replication
Molecular function (GO): microtubule binding
Source: RefSeq, a predicted model, not a curated record
CCGGAAAUGGAUUGUAUCGAAACGUAAACAAAAGUAUUAUUUAAAUUAUUUUAAACCAAUUUUGCAUUGAAUAUAUACGGAGCAUCGAUUUUAUCAUUUUAGAAUGCCUGUGCAUUUUAAGGGUAAAUCAGAAUAUGACAGAAAUUAUAAAUGGUUGGACUCCUACAGGAGUAAGAGCUUCAGACCUUCCCCUGAGCAGGUGGCCCCGACAGCUGGCUGCUGUUCAGUAGAACUUGGUAUGACUAUGGAGCCAGCUUUACAAAGGAAGAAGCACUGCCCCGGCCCCCCUACAACCCUGAGUACUGACUUCAAUCAGUUCCCGGACUCAGCAUCAGAUGAUUUUGCCCUGCUGGGAAGGAAUGAUAAGUUCUCGGAGAAUGUCCGAUACAAAUCUAAAGGACGGCAUAGUCACCAAGCCAGAGAAGCAUCCCCACCCAAACAACAAAAACUGCAGGAAAAGGAAAAUCUGAGAAAAACUGUCAAAGAAACACCAGCCCCAUUUGUGGAUACAUCCAAAUUCCGACAAAGAUCCAAGUUGGAGGACCCACCCAGAAAACCUAGGGCCGAAGAUCCACCCAGCACCCCUCUGACCCCAAGGAAGGAAAAGAACGAGCACUCCAGUCUAGUGAAGGAAGUAGCCCUAAAAGACAAAGAGGCUGCAUUGAGAGAAAAAUUCAUCAAACUGGACAGAGAAGCCAAGAGGAAGAAGCCACGUAGUCAGUUGAAGGAGACCAGGAAGGACUUCAGUAAAACUAUUGACCAGAACAAGAUGGAGUCAGCUGUGAAGGCGUGGGCCAAGGACAAAGAUGUGGGGGCCAUGAAUGAGUUCGCCCAGACAAACCUUGAUAAAGGGGUCGGCUAUUCUGCACCAGAAGCUCCGGCGGAUUACUCCCUGAGGUACAAAACAGGAGUUACGGCCCCCCGACAAAGGAGACACAAAUUUUCCGAGUACCAGAAGGCCUUUAGCUGGAAAGACGGUUCUAAAGCUUCACCAGUGCUGGCUGCAGAACAGGCAGUUGUAGCAUCUGAGAGUAAAAAUAAGGUUGUAUACAACAGUAAUCCUGCGCUGAUCCCUCCCAAGAGGACCUUUGUCAAGGACAGUGAGUAUGCGGCUCAGUUCAAAGAGUACAACAGCAUACCUGUCAGCAGCGAUGACCUCAAGGCCGUCCCAAGGACAGAGAAACAAAGGUCAAAGGUCAGAAGAAGUAAAAGCACUGGAUCACUGCGGGUGGACAAGAGACCUGCUGCUGGUAGUAGUCCAGUUAUUUCCCCUGACAACAAAAGACAGACCAUUGAAUCUGAACUACAGGGUGAACCAAAAGAGGUCCCUAGUCCUCUACCCCUUAACCAAGGAAAACUCAAGCGACCAAGAAGUGAAUAUGCCACAAACUUUCGAUCCCCAAACAAAUAUCAAUAUGACGGGGUGUGGCAUGGAGCUCUCCCCCCUCAUCUUCAACCAACUAAAGCAUUAUCAGAGGAAGAAAAGUCAGUUAAAGAGGUAAAGGAGAGUGCACCUGUGAAUAGUGGCCCAGCCUUGUCUAACUGGUUUGCUGAAGUUAUCGAGCUUCGACAGAAAGCUGCUGAAUACAAGAAACGAGCCCAGGGAACCCACUUCUCUCGCGAGCACCUGGUCCAGCUCAUUGCUCAACAGACCCAAGCCUGGGACAGUCUGAGUACUGCUCGCAGUGGAUCAAGCACACUCUCAGCACUCUCACUCGAGUCUGGUUUGACUGCCAGAGAAAGAGCAAAAGCAAUGGCCAAUAGAAAUGGGGAUGACAUAUCAAUGAUGGCUCACGAGGGAUCAGAUGAGGAAGCAGGAAAACCAGACUUUGUAUCGGAGAAACAUUUAGACCUCACAGCUACCAAGGGAAGUAAGCAGAGGAAACACAGGAAGAAGGCGUGGCAAAGAGAGGAAGCAAGGGAAGCAGACCAAGAUAAUGUGUCUUUGUUGUCCAAUGUGGGGUCAGAUAUUUCCAGAUCUGAUAUUUAUCCUCAAAAGACUGAGAAACGAAGAGGAAGGAAGAAGCAGAGGGGUAGGAGGAGGAGAGAAGAGGAAGAUGUAAGUGACAUAACCCCUGUAGCAGAUCCCUCCUCUGACAAAGGCAGAAUCCCCACCCCCAAGCUCAGGUCAAAGAGUGCUGGUGCCAGACAUCACCUAGACAGGACCACACCAGUAGUGGGAGGGGCCAUUCUGUCCUCACCCCCAAGGCCAGAGAAAUCAUCCCAGAUGAAAGUCAGCAGGUCAUGGUGCACCCCUCAAGAUGUUUAUGAUGAUGAAGUCGGUACAAUUAUCAGCAGUGAUAGAUUUCAACCUGUGGCAGGUCAAAGUCAAACAACGCCUUUUGUUGCUACCCAAGUCCCUAUUUCGAUAUCUCCCACAUUUGGCCUACCCUCCAAGGACACCCACAUCUUACGUGACGAUGAAGUCAGCGUAGACAAACCUUUAGAGACGGUGUUUGUAGACAGCCCAGCCAAGAUCAGGCCAACCAUUGAAGCUGUAAGUAGUGGAGAAAAACCAGCAAGAAAAGGCAAAAUGCCCACAAAGUUUGAACCUCAGCAAGCAAUCAAUGAGGGAUACGGACAGACUUACAACAAGCCCAUGUCAUGGGGCAUUGAAGGAGGAUUACCUAUACCAAGGAUAGACGAUGACGUGCUAUCCCUGUCAGCCAGAUCUGUUGCUUCUAGCUGCUCUCUAGCGUCAGAGGUUUACGAAAGAGCCCAGAAACGCACCAAGGAAUUCUGGGGCAAAGAUGGCAUAGCUUCACGAUAAAACAGUUAUUAGUGUUAGUGCAUGUGUACCUAAAGCAGAACUGUGAUACUGAAAUACAUGUAUGAUGUAGGAUGUUUUAUUUUAUUUUGCACUUAAUGUGUCAACUUCCGUCCAUAGUUUAUGGCAGCAAAUUGAACGCUCAGUAUAUAUGUCAGGUACCAAAAGAUGUUAAGUAUAUAUUACGAUGAUGGACAGAAAAAGAAUUUUUACAGUAUGAAUGAGAGACAUAGAAUUAUGUCACAAUUACACAGAGACAUAGAAUUAUCAUUUUAGCUUGUAAUGAGGCAUUAAAAGUGUUUUUAAACUGAGUG